AUGUUUUAUCUCCUUCGAACCUGGAAACCUAGCUUUCUUUUGUUGUGUAUUGCGUCUUGCUGUGCCUCCGACGACCUUACAGCACUGACGUCUACCUGUAAUUCUUUAUCCUCUUUACUUCCCGGAAAAGUCUUCUUUCCGGGCAGUGUCCCUUAUAAUGCCUCAUUAUCCGGGUCCUGGUAUCUAGACAACCGAUUGACCCCUAUAUGCUUUGUUAAGCCACAGUCUGCAUCUGAUGUAUCUUCGGCUGUCAAAGUUCUCAAAAAUUCACCAUCAAUUCAAUUUGCUGUGAGAGGCGGGGGUCACGCGUUCAACCCGCGAUUCUCGGGCAUUGAUAAAGGCGUCACGAUUGAUAUGAGUGCCAUGAAUACUGUCGAUGUUAUUGCAGAUCGCUUCAUAGCAAGCGUUGGAGCUGGUGCAGUAUGGUCCGAAGUAUUCAAUGUACUAGAUACUUAUAAUCAAUCUGCCCUCGGGGGUCGGGUGUCGGACGUUGGAGUGGGAGGACUUAUCACAGGAGGUGGCCUUGCGUUCUUCUCACCUCAGCGAGGAUUUGCAGCGGAUUCCGUUGCCAACUUCCAAGUUGUACUUUCAACGGGAGAUAUCGUCAAUGCAAACGCCACUUCAAACGCAGAUCUUUUCGCCGCAUUAAAAGGAGGUCAAAACAACUUCGGAAUUGUGACUAGGUUCGACAUUAUUACAUUUUCCCAAGGUCCUUUCUGGGGAGGCACACUCAUUUUCCCAAAUUCGACAGAUGAUCAGCAAAUUAAAGCCUUUACAAGCUUCAAAACCCCCGCGAACUAUGAUCCCUAUACAUCGGUUGAGCAGAGCCAUGUAUACGUCAGUGCUCAGAACAAUACCUUCUUAACCUCGAGCAGUAUAUAUUACUCAAAGCCUGUAGUCAACGCGAGCUCGUUGAAGGUAUUUACGGAUAUACAGCCCCAAAUUAUGAAUACAUUGCGAAUAUCAAACGUAAGCGACUUCGCUGAAGAGGUUAAAUCAUUGGGUACACCGAAUCAAUAUUCCGUUUGGGCUACAACGACAUUUGAAAUAUCUCCAACAAUACUAACAAAAGUUCUCGCGGCUUUUCGGUCCUCCAGACUCCAGAUCGGGGCAGAAGUUGACAGCGUUGUUUCAUCUAUGACCUGGCAGUCGAUUCCUCCUCCGCCUUCCAAUCCUCUUACUCCGAAUAGUAUGGGUUUCUCUCCAUCGUCAACGCCACAAAAGAACCUAGUGAUGGUUCUGAUCUCCGACUUUUGGACCGAUCCUGCCUCCGAGGCACUAAUACGCGCCUCACUCGAGGCUCUGGUUGAUUCAAUUGAUUCAAUUUCGCAAGAUGAGGGGAAGUUCGUCCCGUAUAAGUAUCUCAAUUAUGCUGCAGAUUUCCAGGAUCCGCUAAGUACCACUGGUCGUAAACCCCUCCAACAAACCGUCGCAAGGAAAUAUGAUAGAGCCGGAAUGUUUCAAACUCAAGUACCAGGAGGAUUCAAAUUUGGAGUUCAAACUGAUGAUGGCAAAGACAUUGGGGUCAAAAGGGGAAUAUAG
Molecule: messenger RNA, 1542 nt
Organism: Sclerotinia borealis F-4128
Lineage: Eukaryota; Fungi; Ascomycota; Leotiomycetes; Helotiales; Sclerotiniaceae
Source: the annotation of a GenBank genome assembly